AUGGCAGGUCGCUUUUUGGACAGCAGCAGCCUGGCCUUGGUGGCUGAGCCCUCAGCCACCCUCAGAUGCCCCAGCUCUGCCCCAGAGCUGCCCCCAAAAGCAGCUAGCCCUGUGGCUGACCCCAGCCAGGAGUGGAAAGUGGUGAAGAUCCAGCGGGUCCUCAUCAACCCCACCAGUGAGCCGAGGAAAGCAGCUGGCUGGGCAUCAAAUAACCCUUCUCCCAUGCAGCUCCUGCAAGAGAAGAGGGUGCACCCAAAAUCGUACAGGGGUGAACCUGAGAGGGCGGAGCUGCCGCAACUUUCCUGCCCGCCGCCUCCUCCCCGGUGCAGUCGGGCUGCGAGGGGCGGCGGCGGCACCGGCACCGCGGGUCUCUCCCGCAGCGCCAGCCUCUCCGAGAAGGAGCUGAAGGAGGCGAAGGCGCGGAGCCAGAGGAUCGCGGCGCAGCUCACCGCGGCUCCCGGCCCCAGCUCCAAGGGCGUCCUGCUCUUCAACCGCCGCAAGCAACGCGUCGACGGGCUCACCGGGGACGGGCAUGACCGGGGGCUGCCGCUGAGCCCCGCUCCCCGGCCUCGGCCAGCGGCCAUGGAGGAGGGCGAGGGGCAGGGGAUGAAGCCAGAGCACAGCACCCCGGGGGAGGGGCUGCGGGCGAACGCCUCCCCAUGCUGGGAGCCACCAGUCGAAGCUCAGCAAGUCCCUCUUAGCGUCUACCUGAAGGAGAACAUGGCAUCGGCCUCCACCAACGGCGUGCGGGAGCGGGCAGCUGGUGGGAUGGAGAGUGGGGCAGGGGGAUGGGGGGAUGUGGGAGCCCCUGCGGGGCUGAGCACAGCAGCUCUUGCUCUGCCACAGAGCCCCAGGGAGGGGAAGAACGGCCAGGUGCCCAGCGAGGGGCCUGGGAAGGGGCCCAGCAAGGUGCCCAGCGAGGUGCCCAGUGAACCAGCAGGAACGGCCACAGGGAUGACAUCGCCAGCCAGCCAGGAGCAGAACGGGGCUCAGGGCCGGCAGUACUACGAGGUCCAUCUCACCCUGGCCAAGCCCAAGCCUGUGAAGAACCGGACGGCCAGACCUUUUGGCACCCAGGCAUCCCCUGCCAGCAGCCAGCCCACGGAGGGACCCCCUAACACCGAGCUGCCCCCACCACCCACCUAUGCAGAGACCCUGAGCAGCCCCCCGCCACUCACCCGCGUCCGCUCUCCCCCUGCCUACUCAGCCCUGUACCCACCCCAGGAGCAGAAGAUGCUACCAGGUCACCCCCUGGGCUGCAGGGUGAGUGGACCCAACCCCCUGCCCAAAACAGGGAUCCUGGAGGAAUCGGCAGCCCGGAGAGCUAAUAAAAAGUCCAUGUUCACCUUUGUUGAGAAGCCAAAGCUGGGCCCCAACCCUGAUCUGCUGGACCUGGUCCAGAGCGCGGACAGCAGGAAGAAGCAGAAGGAACUGGGGGAGCCCAGUGCCGAGGAGGAGCCCUUCGCUCUUGGGGCUGAAGCUGCCAACUUUGUCCCCAACAGCGUGGCCAGGGCUGGGCAGCCCCUCCCGCCGGCUGACGAUGCUCCAGCGUGGUCCUCCUGUCUCAAGUCCCCCACCAUCCAGCCCAAGCCGAAGCCACAGCCCAGCCACAACCUCAGCGAAGCCAGAGGGAAAGGGGCUGAGCUCUUUGCCCGCCGGCAGUCCAGGAUGGAGAAGUUCAUCAUCGAGGCUCCCUCUCAGCCCGAGCUGCUGCGGUCCCCAUCACCCACCAUGUCCCUGCCUCCCUCCUGGAAGUAUGAUGCCAAUGUGUGCCUGUCACCCAUGGUCUCCAGACACGCCUCCAAGAGUCCCUCCAGGCCCUCCAAAACCCCCCCGGCAUCUCUGUACAGCAGCAACCUGAUGGAGAACGAGGUCUCCCAGAAGGAGCUAGAGAUCUCCAAGCACCAGCCUUACCAACUCCAGUCUUCACUCUUCAUCCUCUCCCCAUCCAAGGGGCCAGUGAGGUCCAUGCCUCGGGAGAUGCCUCCACCCAGACCCUCUCUUCCUGAAGCCUACCCUUACCCUCAGCAAACCUCCUGCCUGACCUCUCCAUUGCCUCCUUCCCCUGUUUGGCAUCCCCCUGCUGUGCCCAGUGCUGACCAGACCACCUCCAGCCCUUUCCCCAGCACCACUGGGGCACUGCCCCUGACUCACAACAGCCAUGCCAAUCCUGGAGCCCCCACCGAGGUGCUGCUGGCCUCCCCAUGCCGCCUGCUGCCCCCCCGAGCAAAGGGGGGCUUCCAGGCCCCCCGGCCCUCCUACUCCACCAGGAACGCCGGCAUUGAGCCACAGGAAAGGCGGCCGUCCCUCCCUGCCUCACCCACCUGGACCCCCCGGCUGGCGCGAUUCCCGGGCAGCCUGGACGGCUGGGCCAGCCCAGCCUCGGUGCUGGAGCUGGAGGAGGGACCCCCCAUGUCCCCUCCGUGGAGCGAGAGGUCCCUGUCCCCGCUGCGGCAGGAUGCAGACCCCCGGGCCAGCCGGCAGAUGCAAGCACGGCUCGCCAGGAACAUCAUCAAUGCUGCCCGGAGGAAAAGCUCCUCUCCCAAAGCUGUGGGGCCAGAGGGUUCCCGGCCUUUCACCCCCAUCUCCACCGGCUCCCACAGCCUGCCCCAGUCCCCCCGGCUGCUGAGGCCAGAGGGCUCCAGAGCCCAGGCACUGCAGGCUGCCAGCAGCGUGCUGGGGAGCCUGGGCAGCCCCUCACCCACCCACAAGAGCCCCCUGCGCUCACCUCGGGCAGACGGUCCCCGAUUUUGUGCCUCCACCUGGGCAGAAGGUCGCCAGCUCCUGCUGCCACCUAGCGUGUCCUCCUGCCCUGUCCCCGGGCUGUCCUCCAGCCCCAAGACCCUGCUGCCAUCCCCCGUGGUGGGCGGGCGGUCCCCAGCCAAGCGCUGCACCUCCCGCUCCCCCACGGACUCGGACGUCUCCCUCGACUCCGAAGACUCGGGGGCCAAGAGCCCGGGGAUCCACAGCUUCAACCUCUGCCCCCGGGGCUGGACCGGCAGCCUGCGGCUGAAGUCGGGAGGGCUGCCCUCGGGGGCCCCCUGCACCUCCUAGAUGAGCCACCAUCAGUCGAGCCACCCUGUCCCCAGCCCUGCCAGCCUGGGCAGUGCGUGCGCUGAUUCCCCCCUGCCCCCCGCUGGGAACACCCCAACCAUCAGGGCUGUGGUCCCCAAAAACGAGCGUCCCCAUGUCCCCUCAGGGUGCCGGUGGGAUCAGGUGCCUCCCUCCUUCCCAACAUCCCGUGGCCCUGCUCUAUUUUUACCAGCCUAACCUUUUGGGACAGGACUGCCCGGGCAGGGGGGCAGCCAGCCCCUGCCACACCACGCAGCAGGGAUGAGGACUGGCUCGCUGGUCCCCUGGGAGCCCCCUGUCCCCAGCAUUGGGGUGUCACAGACCCCAGCACCCCACAGCUCCACUUUCCUGGGUAACAUGGCCAGGGGGGUCAUGGUAUAUCCAGUGCUGAGGGGGUGCUGUGGCCAGGGCAUCCUCUCCCAGCCUCUCCCACCCUCUCCCAGCCUCCAUAUCUGGCUGGUUUCAAUUGAAACAGACCCUGGGGAGGAAAAGUUCAUUUUUGUAUUCCAGCCCCCCCAGUUCUUCAUUGCCUUUUUUUUUUCUUCUUCACUUUUGAUCCAUUUUCAAAGAAAUUCCCCCAAAUCCUUACCCAGUAACCAAAAAAAAGAGCCAAAGUUAUUUAUUGCCAUGUCAGGGGAACCAUUUACAGGUGCCCUCCCACCCUGCCUAAGCAAAGAGGGACAGCCCCAUCCUGCACCCUGUCCCCAGCCUCAGGCUCAUCCUAUCCCUGUCCCCACCCCUGCGGGAUGGAGGGACACAGGGGGACCGGUGGGUGUUGUGGCAGCCAGGGUGGGUGGGGGGAUGAGGGGGACUGCAGGGGGGGUGAAGGAAGCAUUACAGGUUGCAGAGGGUUUGAAGGAGGUGUCAGUGCAGGAGGUGAUGCUAAGAGUGUCUUGGAAACAAGCUGGUGUCCCCACGGGAGCCCUGCGAGGGGCUGGGGGUGGGCAGAGGCCCCCUGAGGGCAGCUGUGUCAGAGGGAGGCUGGUGCUGGUGGGGAGAGGAGGGGGUCAGGGUGGACACAGUUACAUGGCAGAGCCUGAGGAGAGCCGUGGGUGCCCAGGAGGGUGAUGGGUCCCCAAAGCACUAGUUCCCCCCCACCAGGGGUGAGGAGGAGCACCAAGAAAGGAGGAUGUGUUUGGGCUGUUGGGGUUUGGGAACCCCUCUUUCCACAGGACAUGCUGUCAGAGCCAGCCCAUCCCUGUCCCCCAGGGUCCCCCCACCCUGCAGCACACACACUUCCAACCCCCCCCCCCCCCCCUCCACUGGCCACCAUGACCCACCUUUGCCACACAGUUGUAACCCAGCUCAGAAAUAAACUGCCGCUAUCA
Apus apus (common swift) is the source of this 4400-nucleotide messenger RNA. It is a transcript of the gene SYNPO, whose product is annotated as synaptopodin. Gene Ontology annotation, molecular function: actin binding. The coding region runs from base 1 to 3054 and encodes 1017 amino acids. The transcript is spliced from 5 exons. Gene Ontology annotation, cellular component: Z disc; spine apparatus; actin cytoskeleton. The record is from RefSeq and is a predicted model, not a curated record. Gene Ontology annotation, biological process: modification of dendritic spine; spine apparatus assembly; positive regulation of actin filament bundle assembly. Lineage: Eukaryota; Metazoa; Chordata; Aves; Apodiformes; Apodidae.